Messenger RNA from Hansenula anomala, 363 nucleotides. It is a transcript of the gene VMA7, whose product is annotated as H(+)-transporting V1 sector ATPase subunit F. Gene Ontology annotation, molecular function: proton-transporting ATPase activity, rotational mechanism. Gene Ontology annotation, biological process: proton transmembrane transport. Gene Ontology annotation, cellular component: fungal-type vacuole membrane; proton-transporting V-type ATPase, V1 domain. Lineage: Eukaryota; Fungi; Ascomycota; Saccharomycetes; Phaffomycetales; Wickerhamomycetaceae. The record is from RefSeq and is a predicted model, not a curated record. The transcript has a single exon. The coding region runs from base 1 to 363 and encodes 120 amino acids.
AUGUCAGAGGCCCAGAAGAAAAGAACACUCUUAGCAGUGAUAGGAGAUGAAGACACCAUAACAGGGAUGCUCCUAGCUGGGAUUGGACAAGUUGAUGAUUCUUCAAAAUCUAAAAAUUUUUUCGUUGUGGAUUCCAAAACUACUGAAGAUCAAAUUGAUGAAUCAUUUGAAGAAUUUGUUACGAAAAGAGAUGAUAUUGCUAUAUUGUUAAUAAAUCAACAUAUUGCUGAAAAAAUUAGAUUUAAAGUUGAUAAUUUUACUAAUGCGUUCCCAGCAAUUUUGGAAAUUCCAUCAAAAGAACAUCCUUAUGAUCCUGAAAAAGAUUCAAUCUUGAGAAGAGUUAGAAGAUUGUUUGGUGAAUGA